CAUAAUCACCCUGUUGUAGGGUGAUAAGAUAAGAUAGAUAAGAUAACGUUUGUUACGCGACCAAGGGUCUCGUAUAUAGAAGAGGAUAGUUCACCCCUGAGUACUGUUCCCUCAUACUGCUGCAGCGCCCCUGAGAUUCGUACUGUGUAUUCAAGACCGGCCUAAGAAGAAAGCCGGGCGAAACUAGUUUUUUAUUUUGUGUUUAUAUUCUCAGUAUUCAUACCACGCGGGUUUUAGACCAGUUGGUCGUUUGAUUUCAUGGCAUCAUUUGCCAGUGUUUUUUGAUCGUUUGUGAUAUUUUGUGGAGGCUCAACCUGUUGAAUUUUCCUGCUGUUUCAAUAAAAUCCUGAGUUCGACCUUGAUUAUUCAUCAUGAAGAGAGCAGAUGAGAGUUACGACAAACCAACGCAAAAUACCACAAGGUUCUUUUUACAUAUAUAGCGCGUAGUCGCGUAACAUUCAACAGGGAUUUCCUCAAAGGGGUCGUUUAACCUUUUCUUUGAGAUAUUCUAAAGUUUUUUUUUCCUCUUAAACCUCCUUGUAUCUACCAGAUUUAUAUUCGGAAAGAUUACAAGGAGUAGUGAGGAUUUGAGGCCUGAACUUUUUUUUUACUCCUUGACCCUUUUAUGUCUGCCAGAUCAAUAUCCGGAAAGAUUAUAAAAGGUGGCGGAGGUAUCAAUAAAGUUUAUUGAGAUUGAGAUCAUUAUCUUUAGAGGGGUCGAUAAGCCUUUUCUUUUGAUAAAUUGAGAUUUGAGAUUGAAUUUUCUCCUUGAUCUUUUUAUGUUUGCCAGAUUAACAUCCGGAAAGAUUAUAAAAAGUAGCGGAGACACAAAUAAAUUCAUUGAGAUUUGAGGUCAUUAUCUUUAGAGGGGUCGGUCAACCUUUUCUUUUGAUAAAUUGAGAUUUGAGAUUGAAUUUUCUUCUUGACCCUUUUAUAUCUGCCAGAUUAACACCCGGAAAGAUUAUAAAAGGUAGCGGAGAUACAAAUAAAUUUAUUGAGAUUUGAGGUCAUUAUCUUUAGAGGGGUCGGUCAACCUUUUCUUUUGAUAAAUUGAAAUUUGAGAUUGGAUUUCUUCUUGAUCCUUUUAUAUCUGCCAGACUAAUAACCGGAAAGAUUAUAAAAGGUAGCGGAGGCAUUAAUAAAAUUCAUUGAGUUUUGGGGUCAAUAUCUUUAAGGGGGUCAGUCAGUCCUUGAAUUGAGAUUUGAAUUGUCUUCUCCUUGAUCUUUUUAUGUCUGCCAGAUUCAUACUCGGAAAGAUUAUAAAAAGUAGCGGAGGACCAAUUAAAAAGUUAAGAUAGAAACCAUUAAAUUUGGAGGAGUUGCUCAACCCUUCUCUAGGUGGUACUAGAGAUAAAGCUGAGAUUUGGAUCUAUUUCUAUCCUUGAUCUUUUUAUGUCUGCCAGAUUUAUUCCCGGAAAGAUUAUAAAAAGUAGCGGAAAUAAUAGUAGAACUCUCUUUGGGGUAGGAUAUUAAAAUUGUGAAUCGACCCGUGCGUGAGAAUGGCAGGGGUACGCCGGAGAAGGUCUACAUCAUUAGGGGAAGGGGAUCAGCUGAGUAGUACUCUAAAUUUACCUGAAUCACAUCCAACGAGUAGAUUCAACCCAGAUAGAUGCAUGUCCACACCACAGAUCAAUACUACAGGUUUCAUAGAUGAUAAUUACUGGAGUAAUAGGGGGGCACGUUUCGAACCCAGAGCUCGUACUAGAUCCAGAGGGGGGUCCAAUACCAUUGAUAAAAAAUUGAGAGACAAAUUUAUCCAAAUUAGAGAGGAGAUACUUGAAUGGGGCCAGAUUUCUAGUAAUUAUGGGCAGUCUUUAGCUGCUAUUAACGAGAAAUAUAAGGGAUUUUACAUUGAGAUUGAGCGUAGGAUUAAUGAAGCUAUGUUAGCCAGGGGGGAUUUUAAUUUGGUUGCUGAGUAUGAGAGCUUGAGGGAUAAAUUGAAUACAGUCCGCAGGGUUGCUAGACAGUUAACUGAAGCCCGAGCUCUUCCAGACCCGUACAACCUGGAUCAGGAGAUCAAUACCUACUCCCGGCCACCAUUGAUGACAAGAAGUCUCAAUCAAGAUCAUGUAUUUCAAGAUGAUCCGAUGUCAUUGGGAAGAUCAAUCUCAUCUACGCCACGUACAAGGAGAGAGGAUGUUCUAAGUUCUAAUCUAAAUGAUAAUCUGAUAGUGGCCCGUGGUCAAGAAUUUGUGAGAAUGAAUUCUGAACCCGCCAGAUCAAAGAGUCCCUGUAGCAAUGUAAACUCAAGUGAGCAGGAUCAAGGAAUGAUUGGAGCAACUAGAGACGGAGUAAGGAGGGAAGACAUAGGAGUAGUGAGUGGAUCAGGAUCCAUGGAGAUGGGCCCUGAUCCCGCUAGCCUACCGAUACCUGCCAAUCAGUCAGAUGUGGGAGGUAAUGAUCCCGGAGCACCCAGGAUCAGGAACCUUCAUGCUGGAUCAGAAUCUUGGAUGCAAUCGAUUACUUCCGUACAAAUUGCCAUGGAGGAGAGGUUGGAGGAAGUACUACAGAUCAUCCAGGGUCUCCAGGCUAGAGAACCUACGUUGAAAGGGAUCCAAGAAGAAUUAAAGUUGCUGAGGUCCAAUGUUAAUAGUAUAUCCCUGAGGAUAGAUAGAAGUGAGCAGGGACUAGACAGAUUUGAAGGUGAACUUAUCAGAUUGGAAGCUACUGUAGAGCAGAAUAUGUUGAAGGUUCAGGAUUGGUUUGUGGAGAUUUCUACUAGAACGCCGAGUUCUGAGGUACCUGAGGAACUCAUCAAUACUUUAAGGGAGGUGAUAAAUAAUAGUUCCCCUGGGAUAGUAGUUGAGGGGAUGAGAACGGAGAUGGAAGAGAUGAGAGACUCCUUGGAUCAGAACCGGUACACUGCAGAAG
Eurytemora carolleeae is the source of this 2871-nucleotide messenger RNA. RefSeq lists its product as uncharacterized. The record is from RefSeq and is a predicted model, not a curated record. The transcript has 2 exons. The annotation marks the transcript as partial. NCBI's taxonomy places the organism in Eukaryota, Metazoa, Arthropoda, Copepoda, Calanoida, Temoridae.